AUGUCUUCUUCGUCUGGAUACCAGGCUAUGCCAGGCUGGUACUGGCCUGAUGACGCGCCGAAGACAGAACCCGCCCACGCGACAUCCUCCUCCACAGGUUCCACAUCGCAACCGCCACCUUCAGCCACCUCCAAUACUAGCGAUAACUCUUCAUCGCAGUCGCGCAGCUCAACACGUACCCACUGGCCGCCCAGACAAUGCAGGAUCUGCCUCGAGACAGUUCAGCCGACAUUCAAUGUUCCCUCGCAAAGCCUUCCUGGCUUCUUACAGUCGUCCAGCGUUGUGUACGAAGAUGAAAGUGGCCGUUUGAUCCGCCCAUGUAUGUGUAAGGGAUCAUCCAAGUAUGUCCAUGAAGCUUGUUUGCAAGCUUGGAGGCAUGCAGACCCCAGCUAUGGGCGUAAGAACUACUGGCUGUGUCCCACUUGUGGCUUCAAGUACCGACUUGCGCGUCUAGGAGUUGGGCGCUUUAUAGGCAGUGUUGCUGCUCAGGUUGGUUUGACUGCCAUUAUAUUGAUAUCCAUCGUGUUUGUCCUCGGCUUCGUUGCAGAUCCCAUCAUCAACCUGUAUCUGGAUCCAUGGAGCUUUUUAUCACCCUUCUCCGCGUCGGAACCUGACUACGCUUAUUACUACGAAGACGAGUCGUCCACCUGGUACGAGCAUUUCGCGAAAGGCUUUGCUAGCAUGGGUGUACUUGGCUUCUUGAAAGUAUUGAUCGCCAGCCCGCUAUCUUACUUCAGGAUCGGAGGCGGUCGGGGUCGAACAACUGGUCGAGACAGAUAUGAGCAGGUCAGCUGGAUCAUCAUUCUCAUCGGUGUUGGCACGUUUCUAGCGGCAGUCUACAAAGGAGUCCGUGUAUGGAGUCGUCGAACGCUUGAGAGAGCUGGCGAGCGCGUCAUGGAUGUCCAAGGUGACAAUGACGAUGAUGACGAAUAG
Alternaria rosae is the source of this 933-nucleotide messenger RNA. RefSeq names its product RING finger domain-containing protein. NCBI's taxonomy places the organism in Eukaryota, Fungi, Ascomycota, Dothideomycetes, Pleosporales, Pleosporaceae. The record is from RefSeq and is a predicted model, not a curated record. Gene Ontology annotation, molecular function: zinc ion binding. The coding region runs from base 1 to 933 and encodes 310 amino acids. The transcript is spliced from 3 exons.